AUGGCUGAUUCCAGCGAGUCCCGGCCGGUCGCGCGGGCCACCAAGCCCGUCAGUGAAGCUCUGCUCAACGAGAAGUGGGACCGUGCCAUUUCCUCCAUGAUCAUCAAGUCUUCCCUCGGCCUUUCUUUCGGUGUUGUCUUCUCAGUGCUCCUCUUCAAGCGUAGAGCUUGGCCCGCUUGGGUUGGUCUUGGUUUCGGUGCUGGUCGUGCCUGGGAGGAGGCUGACUCUUCCUUCCGUCGCGGUGAUUCCCCCAUCACUCAGGCUCUGCGCCGAUAA
Penicillium malachiteum is the source of this 276-nucleotide messenger RNA. Its product is annotated as MICOS complex subunit MIC10. Gene Ontology annotation, cellular component: MICOS complex; mitochondrion; mitochondrial inner membrane. Bases 1 to 276 code for a protein of 91 amino acids. NCBI's taxonomy places the organism in Eukaryota, Fungi, Ascomycota, Eurotiomycetes, Eurotiales, Aspergillaceae. The record is from RefSeq and is a predicted model, not a curated record. The transcript has 3 exons.